Messenger RNA from Aspergillus puulaauensis, 1452 nucleotides. RefSeq lists its product as uncharacterized. The record is from RefSeq and is a predicted model, not a curated record. The transcript is spliced from 6 exons. Gene Ontology annotation, cellular component: membrane. The coding region runs from base 1 to 1452 and encodes 483 amino acids. Gene Ontology annotation, biological process: transmembrane transport. NCBI's taxonomy places the organism in Eukaryota, Fungi, Ascomycota, Eurotiomycetes, Eurotiales, Aspergillaceae. Gene Ontology annotation, molecular function: transmembrane transporter activity.
AUGGAGGACAAGAAAGUGGUUCUCGACAGCGGAAGCAGCGAAGAGCUCGAAAGGGGAUCCAAUUCCUACGACCCAGCUGCCACGAAGAAGUUGAUUCGCAAGAUCGAUCUGGUCUUGAUUCCAUGGCUGGCAUUUCUCUACUUACUGAGCUUCCUGGACCGCACCAACAUCGGAAACGCACGUCUUGCUGGACUGGAAGAUGACCUGGGAAUGUCAGGUCUCGACUACAAUGUCGCCCUUGCUAUAUUCUUCCCCUUUUACGUCGCAGCCGAGAUCCCCUCGAACAUCAUGAUGAAGCGCUCUCGACCGGCCCUCUGGAUCCCUACAAUUAUGCUGGCAUGGGGAAUUGUAUGCUCUCUCAUGGGCUUGGUGCAUAACUAUGCCGGUCUACUAGCUGCUCGAGCGGCAUUGGGUAUCGCUGAGGGUGGUCUCUUCCCUGGGGUAACCUUCUACAUAACGAUGUGGUACAGACGCCAUGAAUGCGGUCUUCGAAUGGCGAUAUUCUUCUCCGCUGCCACAGCAGCUGGUGCAUUCGGUGGCCUCCUUGCACGAGGUAUCGGCGAGAUGGACGGCAUAGGUGGUAAGGGGGGCUGGGCCUGGAUCUUCAUUAUAGAAGGUCUCGUUACGUUUAUCGUUGCUAUCGUCGCCUUCUUCAUAAUGAACGACUACCCCGACACAGCGAAAUUCCUGACAGCGUCCGAGAAAGCCGAAGUCGCACGUCGACUGGAAGAAGACCGCAGCUCGCUCGCAGAUGAAUACGACAUGAAGUAUUUCUGGCAUGCUGUGAAGGACUGGAAGAUCUGGGUGCAUAUGUUUAUCACCGUGGGGGUCUACACACCACUCUACUCUUUCUCGCUCUUCCUUCCCACUAUCGUCUCCUCGCUGGGAUAUGAGAAUGAGAAGGCCCAGCUCAUGACGGUCCCUCCGUACGUGGUCGCCUGCGUUUUCUGUAUCGGUGGAGGAUUCCUUGCAGAUCGCCAGGGCUCGCGUGGGCUGUCGAUGAUUUUCUUCAAUGUUGUUGCGAUAAUCGGCUUCAUAAUGCUAAUAUCCUCCUCAAAUAACGGCGUCAAAUACGCAGGAACCUUCUUCGCCGCCACCGGAAUCUACCCAAACGUCCCACAAGGCGUCGCCUGGAAUGGGAACAACAUCGGGGGCUCAUUCAAGCGCAGUGUCGGCAUCGCCAUGCACGUUGGCUGCGGUAAUCUCGGUGGUGUACUGUCCAGUUUCAUCUACCGCUCCCAGGAUAAACCGCAUUAUCGGGUUGGGCACGGCACGCUGAUUGGAUGUUUGACGAUGAGUACGAUACUGUGCACGAUUAUGACUGUGUAUCUGCGGAGGGAGAAUGCGAGGAGGGAUCGGGAGUAUAAACGACCUGAGGAGUACUCGGAGGCUGAGAGGUUGGCCGAGAGGGAGAGGGGGGAUUAUGCGACUUUCUUCCGGUAUACAAUUUGA